Scatophagus argus is the source of this 2267-nucleotide messenger RNA. RefSeq names its product myelin-oligodendrocyte glycoprotein-like. Gene Ontology annotation, cellular component: external side of plasma membrane. Lineage: Eukaryota; Metazoa; Chordata; Actinopteri; Scatophagidae. Gene Ontology annotation, biological process: cell surface receptor signaling pathway; immune response; positive regulation of T cell proliferation. Bases 398 to 1081 code for a protein of 227 amino acids. The record is from RefSeq and is a predicted model, not a curated record. The transcript is spliced from 5 exons.
UGCAGAAAAUGUAGAGCACAAGUGAUAUGUUUUCAUAGCUUUCUUAUUGUUAGAAUCACAGAUAUUUUCCAUAUACUGUUCUGUUUCCUUUACAAAUGCAAUAAAAUAGGGGUUUGAGUGACUAAAUUUGGCUUUGUGUAUGUGAUAUUUACCAAAUAUAAUUAUUAAGUUUAUGACAUACAGUUCUUUUUGUUUUUUACCUUUAACAUCAUGAACACCAAAAUCCCCGUGACGUCGUGACGUCUGCGAGUCGCGUUUCUGUCAAACAGGUACAGUAGGCUUGUUUGCUCACUGUUGUGAAACCCGGAAAACCCCGACAGACCCGUUCCUCGUCCUCGUCCCUCUGGAUGCCGGUCGUCUUUGGGUUUUCCUCAUCUGUCUAUGUUCUGGACGGAACAUGACUGGGGCCCGGACGUGGCUGUUGCUCCUGCUGGACUUUCUGCUGAUUGGGAAAACUGAUUUUAACCAAGACGGAGAGUUUGGGCCUGAAUGCCCGGAGACGCAAGUGGAAGCAGCAUUCGGCGGGAACGUGAUCCUGCAGUGCCACAUCACUAAGCUUCAGCGUGCUGUGGACAAGCUGGAGUGGGUGUGGAAUGACAGAAAGGAUGUCAAGGAUGUUGCUCUGUUUCGAAAUGGAAGAGAGUCUCAUAAAGACCAAGCGCAAGAGUACGAAGGGAGGACGACUCUGUUCCUCAGUGAGCGGAGCAAAGAGAACUGUUCCCUGAAGCUGACGUCGGUGCGGAUGUCCGACGAGGGGAGAUACCGCUGCUCCGUUAGGGUCGGACAAAUGGAAGACAACUGUUUUGUGUACCUCACAGUCUACAACAACACUCAGCAUCAAUCACCGGGUACUGGCCAGAUUAAGAAGAUAACGCCUCCUUCAAAGUCAUCUAGCCCAAAGGGUCCUGAUGCCAAUAUACCUGACAUUAUUGUUUCAAUUUUGGGUCCCAUUACGUUCUUGGGCAUUUUUGUGAUCUGGAUGAUCUGGAAAAAGUGCAACAGAACAGGGACGGACCAGCCGCCACCCGACCACAACAACCCGGGAGACAGGAACGUCCUCCAGCCUGGCGGCGUACUGUAACGAAGAAAAAAAGAAAUAUGAGAUAUGUCAGGUUUUAAAAGGGAAUCCGAGCUGUAAGACAUGUGAGCUUUAAGUUUUGGCAGCUGAUAUAACUUUUUCUGUCUUUUUAAACGUCUCGUGACAAAAGCAUUCCAGUACUGUACUCGGGGGGGGGGGGUGAAUGCUUGCGGACCACCAUGUGACCACGCUCAGGGUUUAAGUUUCUGUUGGUGUUCAGGAGCUCAGUACUGAUGGGCGGACGCUCAGGAAGACGACCCACCACUCCACGACCUCUCUUACUGCCAGGAUGUCAGGAACUGAGCGCCUGAACCUCAGGGAACUGAGACCCUGACGUGGACUGUGCUGCCUGUCCUCGGCGUGGUGCACCGUAAGCGUCCUGCACUUCGCCUCAGUUAGGGCGGCGUUUACUCUGUGCAGUGAACUCACACCUCAGUGCACUUCUUAUGAACUGCUGUGAUGAGAAACCUUGUGAACAUCACACUGAACACUUUUUGGGCAGGAAAUGAGCGUGAGUUCAGAGAUGUUAUUGCACAUAACAGGUGUACAUUUUAGAAUGUCGGGAAUCAUCCCAAACUGUGCUUCUAAGCAGCCAUGAUGGACCUCCAGCCCUGAGAGAUGUGAUGAAGUUAAUAAAAUAGGACGCACCCUAAAGCCAGCGAGGAGGAGGAGCUCAUGAUCCUCAUCACUGCAUGGUGCUGAAUCUCAAUGAGCUGGUGUGAAUCUUUUACCUUUGCAUUACUUAUUCAUCACGUCCCCGGCGUGUUAAGCUUUAAACUUCAGUUUUAACUUCUUAAGCUUAUUCUUCACUGACAUAAGAAGCUAUUAGGGAUUAAAAACAAUAAAAGCCACAGAGAAUCAUCGAAAGCUCUAAGAAAUCCACUGGGAACACUCAAUACGUCCCAAACACUAGAAAUUUGUUUGAUUUCAAGGUUUAACCCCAACCUUUACGCUAAAGUCCACAACUCGGACAGCAAACAAACUUUCAACCUCCUCCAGAAGGAAGUAGAGAACAUAUCAGUCCACACGUCCUGUGACAUUAAUUUGAUUGUUUUGUUUCCAUGCAGCAUCUGUUGUAGACACGACUCGACUGUUGGAUGAUGUACGAACAGCAGAACUGUGAUUUUAUGCACUUUUUAUAUCAAAGGGUUGUGGGUUUUUUAAAAUAAAUGAUGUCUUUUCAAAUCGU